Messenger RNA from Trichosporon asahii var. asahii CBS 2479, 1383 nucleotides. RefSeq lists its product as uncharacterized. The transcript has a single exon. NCBI's taxonomy places the organism in Eukaryota, Fungi, Basidiomycota, Tremellomycetes, Trichosporonales, Trichosporonaceae. Bases 1 to 1383 code for a protein of 460 amino acids. The record is from RefSeq and is a predicted model, not a curated record.
AUGCCGUCAAUCGACUGGCUAUCGUUCCCGCACAUUCUCGACGAGAUAUUCGACCAGGCCGAUUCGUCAGCCCUCGCCUGUCUACGGACAGUCUGCCGCCACUUCAAGGCUGAAGCCGAGCGCCGUCUCUAUCGCCACGUCACCGUGGCCGCUACGUACCCUGGCAUUCCCGAAGUGCAGUUCAUUUCAUCAAACGAUCUCAACAUCCCAGGACUACAUGGCCUCCUAGAUCUCACUCCAGGCUUGCGAGCAGUGACGCUACAGCGCCUCGAACAGCACACUCGCAUUCUCGACAUCUGCCGCCACCCAUUUGACACCGAUCAUGCGCCGGCCGAUCUCACUCAGUGUCUUUGGUGGAUGAAGACCCUGAAGCUCGAUUUGGUCCGAGUUGCAAGUCCACGCAGUUUAUGGGUGCCUUACCUCGAAUGGGGUGCGUCGUACUGGGGACACCGCUCUUACGCAGACUUUGCCACGUAUCCGGUGCACUUAGACACCCGCAUUGUUCCGCCCCCGCCUGCCCAGAAAGCAGUGUUCUUCAUCGACUUAACUCCCCCAUAUCCACCACUUGGGACAGGCGGGGUGUCGAGGAUACAGCCCUUGCCAUUCAACGCCGUUCGUUACAAGGCUUGUCCGGAGUCCGGGCCGAGACUCCUGCUGCCGCCAGACGAGGUUCCGUACCGCCAGCGCUACUUUCGUUAUGACUUUGCCAUACAUGGUGACAUCUUCAAGUGCGGCAACGAUGGUUCGUGCAUGAGAAACCACGACGGCUCGCGUGCGACCACGCUGGUCCUCAACCUCCGGUACGAGCCGAACCACCCGCUUCUUCCAGCAGCUAGAUGGUUUGUGAAGAGUGGCCGUUCCUCAGAGCCCAUCACGCAGCGCAUUGGCCCCAGGCACCUCGUCAUCAUCUUCAGUCCCACGCCUUAUCCGGAUGCGGACGAAGCCUUCAGCUGGGCGCGGCAGGCCCCACUCAUCGAAAUUAACUGGGAGAGUGCACUCCGCUUGUGGCGCAAUGGUCACCGCGACGCGGACUACGGCAUGCUUAUGCACCUUUGGGAGCUCGCAUGGCCCGUGUUCGAAGAGUACCAGUUCGACGGAGGCGGCGAGGUCACCUUUGUUGGGCUUGAGGACUUCCGUAAUGUCGACCUCGGUUUGCCCACGCACAUAGACGAUUGGCCAGCGCGAAAGGCAGAACUGGAGCUGCGCUAUCUGGAACUGAACACAGUUAGGAGGGAGCGCUGUUCUCUUAUGCCUCUGCCCGACAGCUACGCUCCAAACUUCCUCAUGCGCGAUGAGUACCGCGCCAUAGUCGGCGAGGAGGUCUGGGAGAUGGAGACGUCCGAGCCCCUGGGUGCAUGGAGCGAGCCGCCUCACCAUCAGUGA